AUGAGGUUCGAACACGUUGUUAACUACGAGACCGACGGCAGCGUAGAAGUGACGGUGCGGCAAGAGGAAGGGCGAACCGUAUCGACGUUGUUAGUCGCUCGAGCCACCCUCUCGCACUCUGGAAAUUAUCAGUGUGCCCCGUCGAACACCGACCGCGCCGCGAUUCGGGUCCACGUGUUCAAAGCCAAGGAACCGGCAGCGAUGCAGACGAGCAGCAGUACCCUCUUGCAGCACCGCCCUUCGCCCUGCCUGCUUCUUCCUGCCGCUGUCCUCCUGCGGUACCUCGCCUCCUUCUGCGAUCCGGUCACAUAGGGCAAGGACAGCCUGCAGAAGGGAAGACUCCUAGGAACUGUUUUCGCGUAGGAGGGUAAAAG
Molecule: messenger RNA, 374 nt
Organism: Penaeus chinensis
Lineage: Eukaryota; Metazoa; Arthropoda; Malacostraca; Decapoda; Penaeidae
Exons: 3
Coding region: 1-312 (103 amino acids)
Biological process (GO): synapse organization
Cellular component (GO): neuron projection membrane
Source: RefSeq, a predicted model, not a curated record